UAAAAUGAUGAUGAUGAUGAUGAUGAUGAUGAGGAGGAGGAGGCUGAAAACAGAUGAUAGCUUUGUGAUAAUAGCAAAGAACCCAGCUAUGGAAGGAGGUUUCUGAAUAAGAGCUGUGUAUGGUGGGAUUUCUUUGGUAGAUGACGACGGGCUGCAUUUGAGUGCAUGAAAUCAGCAUUUUCACUUGUCCUAGUGUGCAGGUCAGGUUGUCAGAGGAAUCCCUAAACUCAGAUGGGUCAAGCACUGUGGAGGCUUCCUCCCAGACAACAGCAGCAGCUUCAGGAAGAGCUGGCCGACCAACUGACUGAGAGCGGAGGAGGCAAACGAGACCAAGGGAGAGAUGGGAGUGGUUCCCAGAGAAGAGCACCACAGCACUGUUACAGCCCUGACAUCUAUCAUCUGCUGAAGACACGCAGAGGUAAAGAGCAGCAUGGGUUUAUAGAUCUGGAGAUGCUUCCACCUGAACUAGGUAUCACCAUCCUCUCCUACCUGAAUGCUACUGAUCUGUGCCUGGCUGGCUGCGUCUGGCAAGACCUGGGAAAUGAUGAAUAUCUGUGGCAGGGGUUGUGCAAGUCCACAUGGGGACACUGCUCUAUCUACAACAAGAGACUACCUGCUGGCUUCUCAUACCGAAGACUCUACCUUCAACUAGACGAGGGCAGCUUGACGUUCAAUGCUAACCCACAGGAGGGCAUCAGUUAUUUCAUGUCUAAAGGAAUACUAGUGGAUCAUCCCAAAGAACUGGCCAAGUUUAUUUUCUACACCAGACGGCUCAACUGGAAGAUGCUGCAGAUUUACCUGGAUGAGAGGCGGGAUGUUUUGGACGAGUUGGUGACCCUUCAUAACUUCAGCAACCAGUUCCUCCCUAAUGCGCUGAGGGAUUUUUUCCGGCACAUCCAUGCGCCCGAGGAGAGAGGAGAGUAUCUGGAAACGCUCAUCACCAAGUUCAGCCACAGGUUUUGCACCUGUAACCCCGGCCUCGUCCGUGACCUUGGCCUUAGCCCUGAUGCUGUGUACGUGCUGUGCUACAGUCUGAUCUUGCUGUCCAUCGACCUCACCAGCCCGCACGUGAAAAACAAAAUGUCAAAGCGGGAGUUCAUCAGGAACACGAGGCGAGCUGCUCACAAUGUCUCAGAGGACUUCGUCGGCCAUCUGUAUGAUAACAUAUACCUGAUUGGACAUGUGGCUGCGUAGCUUCACCUGCCGCUCCGAGGGACAGAGACUGGGCCGCGGGUUUCAUUACAAUAAUGGAACUCCGAGGAAAUUAAUUUGAGCAGAUUCCAAAUCCUGGACGGAACUUAGCAUCCUAUUGCGCCUGCGUUUUAAUAGAAAGGUUAUCAUGCCAGCCCGCUGGAAGAGAAGACAGACUUUGCUACCAAAUAUCAGUAGUUUGUAGUUUUUAAUCAAAGGUGUAAAUGAAGCUUGUUGAGUUUGCCUGAAAACACAAACUCUAAACCUGGGUUUUUACAGAAGCUCUGAUUUUUGCACUGAAACACGAGGACUGGAGGAGGAAGAAUGAAGACGAGACAAAGCACUGCCCUCCGUCUCCUCUGCUGGUGUCCCACUCGCUGCAACUGGCUCCUCAGCUUGGCCUUACAUUAUUGUUGAUGAAACUGAAGUUUAAAACAUCUUUCUCUAACACUGCUCACAUGGUGACAAUGAAACCGUGCGGGAUGCAAGCUGGACUUGACACGUAGCGAAGUUGUAAAUUAAAACAUCUGUUUGGUUCAGAUGAAGGUAAACCGUUCAGCUUCAUGUAACAUUUUUCUGAAUAUCUGACAUUUUACAUGGUUUUGCUAUGGAAACAUGCUCAGCUAACAAUUCAAAGCUGUGCAUUUCAAUCCUCACAUGUAAGCUUUGGCAACACCUCCCUGUAAGGUGCGAAACGAGAAGAUCCUAUUAGAAGGAACAUUACCUGCUGCCAAGAGUUUAACACACAUUCAACUUUAGAUGUAGUCUGACAACUUUUUCCAAGCUGCUCUGUUGGAAGUACUAAUGUAGAAAAAUUGACUCCAUUUAGUUAAAGUGACUACCAGAUUGAAUGGAAUGAAAUUACAACAGGAUUUAUUUGACUAAAUGUUCUCAUAGGGCCUUCAGGUCUUCUGCUAUCAAAAUAAGCUGAGGUGAACAAAAAAACACUACAUUUAGCGACAUCAGCGUAUGAGAUAACAGCACUUAUUACGUUUAGAGCAGCAGACAAAUGAGAGGUUUGUCUGUCCUGCUGACUUGUUUAAGUUCAUGAACCAAACACUGUUUUGUUUGCGUUUCGAGAAUCUAUGUCUUCUGAUCAAGACGAGAAUAAUUAAGACCACUUGGUGAAUUCUGCUAGUUUUUUAGUCUGCACUGGCACAAUGUAAAUUUAUGACACCCAUCAUUUACAUCCCAAAACACUGCCAUGUUUCAGUCUUUUGGCCAUGCAAGAGAAGAAUUUUACACAUUUAGGGAUUGAACCAUUAAUGUUGAAAGUGUUGAGAUCACAUUGAUUGUUCCAGUGUGGAUGGUCGACCCUCCAUCCAACAGUGUAGGCUUACUUGAUAAACUAUGGUCUUCUGAGUUGGAUCCACAUUGGUCUUGCAUCUGCAUGUGUUUGUCCCGUUUACAAUAAAGGUAGUUGAUUUUUAGCUCAUUCUACUGGUUUAGCUGUCCCUGCCACAACGUCAUGAUCCCUGCUUGACAAUUAGAUUUAUUUAUUUUUCUAUUUCCAACACUACAACUUCAGCUGAAAUUCUGAUCAAAGUAAAUCGCCCCUGCUGAAGUUUCAAAAAAGCAUUAAUCUUUGCUGAUGACGUGGGAAAAAGAAGACGGUUUUAUUUAUUUAUAUCAAUAAUAAUGUGUUCAUCCUAAUAUACGGAUCAUUUGAAGUGGUGGAUUACAUUUGUCCAUGUUUGGGUUGUUUUUAAUGGAUUUUGGAAAGUGUGAAAGCCUGCUAGCCUGCAUUUGUCGGGUCGUUGGAUGAGAAGAGGUACCUGAGAGACAGAUCAGUAAAAUGAGAUGGAGAGAGUCUGUAAAGGCUGAACUGGGGAAAUGUACCUAAACUAAAUAAAAUGAAACUUUGAAGAUUU
Molecule: messenger RNA, 3062 nt
Organism: Gambusia affinis (western mosquitofish)
Lineage: Eukaryota; Metazoa; Chordata; Actinopteri; Cyprinodontiformes; Poeciliidae
Gene: fbxo8
Product: F-box protein 8
Exons: 8
Coding region: 232-1194 (320 amino acids)
Biological process (GO): regulation of ARF protein signal transduction
Molecular function (GO): guanyl-nucleotide exchange factor activity; protein binding
Source: RefSeq, a predicted model, not a curated record